CCUACAUCGGAGAAGCACGCCAUAACUACCAGCCAGCUAUUAUACUACUCUAACUACUGAUCCCCUCAACCGUCACCACCACCACCAACCAACACCACCACCACUAACUAUUAUUACCGCUACACCCCUCCCUUCCUCCCCCCUCACCGGAGAUAAAUCGCAACUAUAAAACCAGCCAACAGCACACCCACCUUUUUCCUUCCGGCCUCGAAAGCCAUUCCCCCCAAACGAAAACUCGCCCACCAUUUCGUUCAUAUUCGCUCGUCUUUUCGGCUCCUUUGCCGCUCCCCAGACUACAGCCGCCAUGUCCGCCGCAGCGAAGACGAAGGCUCAGAACCUGAUUAAUGAGAAUGGCGUUGUCGUCUUCUCGAAAUCCUACUGCCCUUACUGCAAGGCUACCAAGUCGACUCUGAGCGAGCUCGGAGCCAAGUAUACUGCUCUGGAGCUGGAUCAGAUUGACGAUGGAGCCGCGAUCCAGGACGCUCUUGAGGAAGUCACCGGCCAGCGUUCCGUGCCUAACAUCUUCAUCAACAAGCAGCACAUUGGAGGAAACUCGGACCUGCAGUCUCGCAAGGCGGAGCUGCCGCAGCUGUUGAAGAGUGCGGGUGCUUUGUAAAUUGUUAGAUAGAUGUGAUGGUGAAUUAAUCAAUUAGGGGAUGAUAUGUCCUAUUUUAUUCUAUCUUAUUCUGUUCUGUUCUGUUCUAUUCUAUUCUAGCGUAUGGCAUCCUCUGAUUGAGGAUCGGGGUGGUGGUAUUUGUAGAGGGAUUGAGUUACUGGGUUGGAACGUAAUUGAUAUUUGAUUUAUCGUUGCUUUGUUUUGGGGCAUUUUUAGAUGGAUUUAGUACUAAGCACGGAAGGAGGAGA
This is a messenger RNA of Paecilomyces variotii, 864 nucleotides long. RefSeq names its product putative glutaredoxin Grx1. The coding region runs from base 305 to 616 and encodes 103 amino acids. Gene Ontology annotation, cellular component: nucleus; cytoplasm. NCBI's taxonomy places the organism in Eukaryota, Fungi, Ascomycota, Eurotiomycetes, Eurotiales, Thermoascaceae. Gene Ontology annotation, biological process: cellular response to oxidative stress. The transcript has 3 exons. Gene Ontology annotation, molecular function: glutathione disulfide oxidoreductase activity. The record is from RefSeq and is a predicted model, not a curated record.